Molecule: messenger RNA, 3626 nt
Organism: Photinus pyralis (common eastern firefly)
Lineage: Eukaryota; Metazoa; Arthropoda; Insecta; Coleoptera; Lampyridae
Exons: 3
Coding region: 105-3590 (1161 amino acids)
Source: RefSeq, a predicted model, not a curated record
GGCUUUUGGGUUCAAAAAUACAACACUACAUACCUACACUUUUGAACCACACUAAAAAAAGGAAUAAAAAACACAAAAACUACGGAAAAGUUAAGCAUGUGUUUAUGGAGGAAUAUACGUAUAUGAUGCCGUUAUUAGAUCCCGAUAAUAAUGAAAGCCACCGAAAUCUUUGCAACAUACUGAAUGGGAGGAAAGGUAAGGGGGCAUUUGUUUAUACGGUGGACGACAAAAAUUAUAAUUUAGUAAUAGAUGCUUCUCUGGAAUUUGCAAUACGAGACGGAGAAAUUAUCGACGUGUUAAUGUCGCAAGGUACCGAUAAAAUUUUAGUAAAAUUGAAAGAUUUCAAAAAGGUCCCCGUGGAGAUUCGUCCCUAUAAGGGCAACGAAACGUUGUUAAAGGGAGAGGGUGCGACCACUAGAGAAGACGAACGAUUUCAUCACCACGGUAAAUUAACAAUGAGUAUAGCUAAAAUUUUUGAAGACUUGGACAGGAAAGAAGAACAGUGGGAGAAGGAAUUAACACGCCUAAUGCAGCGCAAAAAGCGAUUACCGAUUGAAGGUACGAAGGAGUGGAAUGCAAUGUUGAAAGAUGCCACCGCAAACAUGGACUGGAAAAAGUACGAAAAGCAAGCGAAGAGGAUCGUUCAAUACAUCGAGGAGCCAAUUGUCGAGUAUCAUAUCGGAAUGGAAGUUGAUUUUAAGAAAACCAAAUUUGACGCAAAACUUCUGUUGGAUGAAGGAAAUGAAAUCAUGGCUACGCUACCAACACUCGCCGAAAUUCCAGAAAUAAUAAAUGCGAUGGCAGCUGCAACUUCUCACGAAUACGAGACGAAAUCUGGUGGCGAAGAAGAAAAAAAGACGAUUAGUGGGGUCAAAUUAACGUUGUCCAGUGGGAAGGAGUGCUUUGUACCCGGACAAUUUGUUAAAAGCGAAGACGGAGAAAUUUUUGUUCCAGGACAAACAGUAGAAAAUGAGUUUGGAGUGGAGUACGCGCCAGGUAUUACAAUAUCACUUGGCGAAGAGCCUAUGCUCAUUAGAGGGUUAAUAGUGGGAGAUACUGAUAACAAAAAUCCCAUGUUUGCCCCGAUUGACUGUACGAUAACCGAGUCGGGGCAUUUAUCUUUUACGGUCACUCACGAGGAACGCGUUAAGUAUAAACCACGCAAAGUUCCAGUGCGAAAAGUAAUUAAAACGCUUAACCAAAACCCCGAGGACAAUUACGAGGAAUAUUAUUACGAUGAUGAAGAAUUUUUAGAAGGACUUUCUAAGCCUAAAAAGAAAUUAAGGCGUGUCGUUAAAGUACGUAAAAUUGUCCCUCCAGGGUGCGUAUACAACGUUGAAGAGGCCGACACGUACGAAGAAGAAGAGUAUUCCGAAUAUGAAGAGGUUGACGACGAUGAAGACGUUUCGCCUGCAUUAGAAACAGAUACGGUCCAUACCCUUGACGAAGCAAUUGUAAACGAGGCGAACACCACUGAAACGAUACCAGAAGAGCUCACACUUGAGAAAAUUAUUGAAGAAUACAAAAACUCCGUCGACCCUCGCAUUCAAGUGUAUCAAGAACAACUGGAAGAGGAACGCGCGUGGCUCAAAGCAAUCGACGAAAAAAUUACCGAAUUAAUUGUAAAUAUAGAAACAAAGACCGAAGAAGUUAAAGAAAGACUAGAAGAAUUGCGUAACUUGACGGUGGUAAAAGAAAUCGAUCCCAUAUCAACUGCAUCGAUGGAGGACGCAUUAGACAUCGCAAGACAAAUUACUGACCACCCGAAGGAUGUAAACAUUAUAUCGGAGAUACUCUUGACAAUGUCUCGUCGCGUUCUUACGUUUCCGGAUAAAAAUAGCAUUAACAUUGAGAAUAUAAAUAAUCCUAACAUAAUUAACGACGAUUUUAAUAACGGGCGAAGUAAACUUUACGAGAAAUUAAAAAUAACUUUAAAGACAGCUUUGGUAGCUGCAUAUAAUGUUUUUAAAAAUAGACCGCAGGAUGAAGUGUCGGCGCUAAAAGCAAUAGGUACGGUGUUAACAUUGGCUCUUCAAGAUCAUGAGAAAUUAGUUGGGGAAUUGUGUGGGACAAUGGAGGAUGCAAUGGAUCGCAAUGAGCUCUGCGUUCAGUGCCUAAAAGAGUUAUGUCAAAAACGUCGAAAGAACAAGGUAAAAACAUUGAAAUCUGUCGUAACGGACAACGAAAAGGAAAUCAAAGAUGAACUUAAAGUCGUGGAAAAAUUGAAGGAUGUUUUAGAUAAGGAGGGGGAUCUUAUAGGGCCCGCGUUUAAGAAAAUUGCUAAGAAUAACGUUAAUUUAAUAAAGAAGGUUAUUGAAUGUGUUAAACCGGAGGCAAACUUUGCAAAAACAGAAACUAGCGCCACGACGGCCUUAGAAGACGCCGUAGUGAGAGCUGUUAAAGAAGCAACUGAUGAUAAUCUCAACGAAUUCAUCAAAAUCUCUGAACAGAAUGACAUUCGAGAUUUUAUCGGGGAAGCCGUCAGCUUUGCACAAGUGCUAAGUUUAGACGCCUUGGUCCACGAUUUGUCGAAACUGCCACUAAAUUCUAAAUCCAUGAUUACGAACGGUAGGGCUUGCCUGUCGUUUCUAAAACGAAUAAUUCUGAUUAGGAAUUUAGCUAAAUACGAUCACGGACAAACUGCUGCGUUAAAGGAACUGAAGAAAAAUCCGGAGUUUGGUAAAAAGAACCCAAGAAUACGGCAAUUAAUACGGGAAAGUGCUGCGCUGGUGUCCAACGCUAGCCUUUUGAAAAGCUCUAACCAGAUACCCGUCAAACUCAUCGAAGGCAAUAAUCCCGUCGCCCUUGAAGAUUAUUUAAUCCAGAAAUGUCGAAUUGCGUUUCCGGUAAUGGUUAGUAGAAACGGACGACAGAUCAUCCUCCCGGAAGAACUUUCAAGCGAUGUGUUGGAGGGAAGAAUACCGUACAUAUUAGUUGACGAAGACGGUAUUAGCAACAUGAAAGCGUUGCAGAAGUUUAAUAACGGAAAGUUUCCCAGCAAGGAAGAUAGUUACUCGUCGCCUGGCGAUAAAAGUAAAAAUCAGAAAUGGGCGGAAGUACCUAAAUUAGGAAAAGUUGACAUGAGAGAAGCUCCCAUUAUCAUGGGCUCGCCGCCGCAACCGCCACCACCUAUUCAACAGGAACCGGAACCUCAACCCGAACUGCAACCUCAACCAGAAAUGGAACCCGUGCCAGAUCCUGACCCAGAACCACCGUUUUUGGGAAUUCCGAUCACUUCUGCUGAGGUUUCUCCAGUUGACAGUACAAUUACUAAUUUACCAGUAUUGGCCUAUACAAAGGGCAUACACGUUGUGUACCCUAUAGAGGCGAGAAGAGACGUUUUGGCCGGAAGAGUAGCUUAUCUCUAUGUCGAUGAGAUGAGCUCCUCGAUAUUUCAACCAAAACACAUAUUCAAUGCUUUAAAAAUGAACAAAGAUGAAAAAACUAAGUACGAAGAUUACUCGUGUAUUGGUGGGCGUCAGCGAACAUUAGGUCGAUCAACUUGCCGAAAAAUACGAAUUUGCAUCGAUGAGAAAAAUCAACGAGUUAUGAGCUCCUUUUCAAGGGGUUCUAGGGGGGCGCGAGCCUAACAAUAUGCGAGAAGAAGAGCUCGAGGUAGCCCUCAA